AUGCGCCGUGGAGGAGGAGGAAUUUUCCGAGUGUAUCUCACAUGUCUGCGUUCCAGUGGAGUAUUCUGGGCCUGCUUGAUAGGGAGUAUUUUACGAGGAAUGGAGCUGCCGCUUUGUGCCUAUUUCGUGGGCUUUUCCUACCAAGCGCUGGAGCAGACAGCUGAGACGUUCUCUCCAUAUUUGUGGCUAGCCAUAGGAUUGUUUAUGUUUCUGGCACUGUACUCUUGGGCAUUCUUGACAGUAUCGGUUGGUUUCGGUGGCUGGUCAAGUGAAGCGGCUACAACAAAUAUGCGUGUGAAGGUUCUCAGAAGCUUGCUAAGUCAAGAAGCUGAGUACUUUGAUCGGCCUCAGUGCAGCAACGCCGCGUGUGUCGCUGAACUCUCAACAAAAGCGCCUGAUGUUCAAGCGGUGACUUUUCAUUUUCAAUCAUUUUGUUUCUCUUGA
Messenger RNA from Cooperia oncophora, 444 nucleotides. The record is from the annotation of a GenBank genome assembly. Lineage: Eukaryota; Metazoa; Nematoda; Chromadorea; Rhabditida; Trichostrongylidae.